Molecule: messenger RNA, 612 nt
Organism: Dictyostelium purpureum
Lineage: Eukaryota; Evosea; Eumycetozoa; Dictyosteliales; Dictyosteliaceae
Exons: 1
Source: RefSeq, a predicted model, not a curated record
UUAAAUGAUCACGAGCUUCAUAAAAAAAUGUGGAAUAGAAGAUGGAAAGUUAAUAGAGAAUAUAAAUUCUCAUUUAAAUAUACAGCAAAAAGAACCUAUGAUAUUGAAGGUGUCGACAGUUUAUCAAUUUAUAUACAUAAACCUCAAUCAAUGCAAACCCAACAUAUCAGGUCAUCUACAUUCGAGCUCCAUUGUGAAACUACCGGAAGAAUAAUCAAAUCUAUCGAAAUCCCAACCAACCUAUACCCAUGUUAUAAGGUUCAAUACGAUAAUAUGCCUCCAAGCUCGAGAGUUACAAUUUAUCAUAUAACAGAGGGUGAUAUGUUUUCAAAUGCUUUGGAGGAAGUAGACAAGGAUGAAUAUAUCGAGUAUACACCAAUAACCGAACAAGAAAUAUUCAUUUACACAAAUCCAGAUAAUUUGUGUGACCACGAUUCUGAAGAAUUUGGUCGAUUCAUUAAAAAGCAUAGAUUAGAACCAAUAGUUUUCUCCGAUGGCACAAAAGAAUCUAUCAUUUGUUUUUGUUAUAGAAUAUCACUCUUUAUAAAAAAGCACAUGACCUAUAGCUCUCAACAUGGGACCCAAAAGGCAGUUAAGUGUUAUGAAACAGGA